CAUUCUGCCCUCUUGAUAGUGAAGUUUUCGUCCGUCAGUUGGUGAAUGAAUGGAGAGUUGUUGGGUUUUUGUGUGAAGUGGACUGAUCAUUUUAAACCAUUCUUUCAAAAUUAGGUUUUUUUAAAAUUUGAGACUGGAUUUAUUCGAAACCGAGAUUCGAUAAAGAUUUGUUGCAGAAGCACAGCUGCGGUGACGACGAUGGCUGAGUUUGUCCAGCGCCUGGGCGCUUGUUUCCCGGCCUGUCAGUCGAGUCAGAGUGACCGGGCGCAGCGCAGAAGGAGCCGGGAAAUCGACGCCUUACUGGCCCGGGAGAGGCGCUACGUGCGGCGGCUGGUGAAGAUUCUGCUGCUGGGCGCCGGCGAGAGCGGCAAAAGCACUUUCCUCAAACAAAUGAGGAUUAUUCACGGCAAGGACUUCGACAGCAAGGCGCUGGAGGAGUUCAGGGACACCAUCUUCGAGAAUGUUAUUAAGGGUAUGAAGGUCUUGGUGGAUGCAAGAAACAAGCUGGGCAUUCCUUGGGAAAAUACUGAAAAUGAAAAGCAUGGAAUGUUUGUUAUGGCAUUUGAAAACAAAUGUGGAAUGCCAGUGGAACCAGCCACAUUUCAAUUAUAUGUGCCAGCACUGAGAGCCCUCUGGCAAGAUUCUGGAAUCCACGAAGCGUACAACAGAAGGCGAGAAUUUCAACUGGGUGAAUCUGUCAAAUAUUUUCUGGAUAACCUUGACCAAAUUGGACAACUGAGAUACCUUCCUAGCAGACAUGAUGUCCUCCUUGCAAGAAAGGCCACCAAAGGAAUUGUGGAACAUGAUUUUAUCAUAAAAGGCAUUCCUUUCAAAAUGGUAGAUGUAGGUGGUCAACGAUCUCAACGACAGAAGUGGUUUCAGUGCUUUGAUGGCAUUACGUCAAUUCUGUUCAUGGUUUCCUCCAGUGAAUAUGACCAGGUUCUCAUGGAAGACAGGCGGACAAACCGUCUGGUAGAAUCGAUGAACAUUUUUGAGACUAUUGUAAACAACAAAUUAUUUACUUCUGUCUCUGUUAUUUUGUUCCUCAACAAAAUGGACUUGCUUGUAGAGAAGGUGAAAACAGUGAAUAUUAAGAAAUACUUCCCAGACUUUCAAUGGAACCCUCACAGACUGGAGGAUGUACAAAAAUACUUGGUGCAGUGCUUCAAUAACAAACGGCGAGAUCGCAGCAAGCCACUGUUUCACCACUUCACAACGGCCAUUGACACAGAAAACAUUCGGUUUGUGUUUCAUGCUGUGAAAGACACUAUUCUGCAGGAGAAUCUAAAAGAUGUAAUGCUGCAGUGAAGGGUGAAGAAGUGAGAUAAUUGUGUUUGGAAUUGCUCCUUGGUAUUCCCUGUGCCACUAGCACUUUCAAUUCAGACUGGCGUGGAGUCUGGCCAUGUGUAGAGAGAUUGCAGUGAUAUUACGUGGAAGCUUAUUGGCAUCAAGGAAGUGCUUAUAAAUGUCCUUUUUCCAGUUCUGUAAAAGUUCUCAGAAGCAUAGUGAGCAGUAGUUCUAGACACUCAUUGCACUAGGGCCUCUUUUUCUGAUUUGUGCUGAAUGGAAAAGGUGGGCAAUGAUCAAUCUGAGUUUCAAGUACCAAAUUGGCUUGUACCAAGGGUGCUUUACAUGGAAGUCUGUAUGGACAAUAGUAGUAGGUUAUUAUCCAAGCUACUCAGUGGGUUCUGCCCCAUUCUGGAAUUCAGCUAUUUACUGUUGCUGAAUGUAAACUAUCUAAGAUGUGAAGUCUCUUGGCAGAGUGAAUGGCAUAAGUAAAUGCUGGUUUUUAAGGAGAAAACUGGGUUGCAAUAAAAAAUGGGUUCAAAUUACAGCCAUACUACUUAGAAAUUUGGAGCUGUAGUAAAAUGGACUGAGCUUGUCAGUUGGUUCAAUCGGUUUAUAACCCUUCCAUAGCCAGGUACAACUACUGUUUGGUACAGCACGGAAUUCAACUUCAUUGUGAAUGUGUAUUUGAUAUUUACAACUUUUUUUUUUAUAAAAUUCCUUUGCAGACUUGUCUUGUGUUGAACAUUCAUGAGUUGCAUGAAUUGUUAUUUGACCUUGAUGAGCAGAUAGAAACCUCUGCUAUCAAAAUCUAAUAGUUUUGUGCCAGAAGACAGAUUAGAAAUAUACCAUCUUUUAGUUCAGGGUUCUUGAGUGUAGAUUCUUGGCAAAUCAAAGAUUUUUUUUUAAACUAAGAACUACUAGAAAUAAACUGUGUUCUGUCUUAAAGCACCAUUGGAAAGUAUUUUUAUAUGAAACGGCCCAAGUUCCUGUUUUGAAGUAGCUAAUAUACUGCCACUUAGCACACACCAGGAGUCUUUUGAAAAUAGAAGUAACUAAUCCAGAUUCCAGUUGCAUUUUCAGUAAUGCUAUCAGUGAUACAGCACAAUUGAUUAUAACCACUGGUGACCAGAUGUAACCCAGCAGGCUUUCAGGUCUCAUUAUAGAUCUGGACAAUCCAGAUCUUAGCUAACCUUUUAUGUAGCAGAAAGUUGCACACACAAGCUUCCUCCUAAGCCUAUAGACAGGGUACUGAUUUGGGCUGAUUUCAGUAUCAUGUCACACUCUUUAAAAGAUAAAUGAAGCAGUUCAAAAGUAUUAAGUGUUCCUUUUUCAUAAAUUUUUGACCUACCUGUAGUUUUGAGCACUUUUCUUUGUUUUUGUUUACUCUGGCACUAUACUGAUAGCUGGUUAGAUAUUCAACCUUUUGGAUAUAAUCCUACUUCUGUGUUGCUGUUUUUUCUAAAAAUUCAGAUCUUAAUUCCAGCCAUUAUAACUACUUCAGACUCAUUGUCUUGGAAUCCCACAUUUAAUUUCUGUACCAAUUUGCCUCACACAUUUAGUAGGAAAUAAUUUUCAGCAAUGAAAUGGAAGCAAAACUAAGACACAAUUGAGUUUUGAUGCAAUGGUUGUUGCAUGUAGCAUUAACACAACAAGAAAACUAGAAGUGAUAAAUUUAAAUAGUUAACUUCCUAACCUGAACAGUUUGAUUUAGCCUGAGAUUAAAAUUUAUUUGGGGCAACAUUUUUUUAAAAAAAGGAAUGCCCUUUAAAAUGCAAAAUUAAGCUAAAUAUGUUAAUUCAGAAGGAAUAUGUUAAUGCUGGCAAAAAGAUAGAGACCUGUUGAAUAUUUGGGUUAACCUACCAAGAAAUAUGAUUUUCAAACUAAUUUUUACCAGUCUAUUUCAAACAAACAAGUAGUUAGUUUUGAUUUUUGGUGAAUAAAACUUGAUAAUGCAAGUUUGCCAGCCUAAACAAUGUGAUUCUCAAUUUGUUGGUGCAUGUUUUUUCCCAGCUGAUAUCAAUAUUGUCAAUAUUUUAUUCCAUCUCUUCACUGUGAAUUGUAAAGGAGUGGUUGCAGAGAAAUCCAACCAUUUUAAGAUAACAAAGCAUGGUAUUUACAAUGUUAUAUUUGAAUUUCUACUGGGAAUUUCUGCCUCAAGCUGCCAUCCCCUCACUGUCCAACCUUGGAUUUUACUGUAGAUUCAUAAUUUCAAUUAAUUCUCUAGAAAAAUGAAGAAAAAUUAAGUAAGAAAGAUAAUUACAGAAUUUUGACACUUUUGGUGAAAACUUCCAUUUUAGUUCUCCUUUCCACCUUUCUAUUUUUGUCUUCUGCCUUGAAGAAUUAAUGUGCACCUAGGAUGCUCUUCAUGGACAAGUAUUAAAAUGUAGUUGUUAUAAAUAGUUUUCCUUGGAACCAUUUAAAUGAAUUAACCAUUUUAAAAUCUCUUUCCACAAUUGUCCGACCUUACAAAAUUCACUUUGACAUCUUCAGGUUGAUUUUUAUUUGUUUGCUUAACCCUCAAGAUUUGGAAAUUGCACACAAGCAAAACUUUGCAAAGUGAGCAGGUAUUUAGCAUGAUACAAAAAUAGCUUGAUGCAUAAUUGAUUACUCCAUGUAUGUGAUUGAGAACCAUUGUGGCCAUCCUGUGGAGGUUUUGGCCAGCCCUUUGUAGAAUGUUCUAAUAAACACCCACAAUGUUCACCAGUCCAGGUUUUCAUCUUUCUGUUCCAUUAUUCUGUAGUCCUAUGUAACUUUCCUCCUUGGGCUACUUGCAAGUUGAUGCAAAAUUGUGCUAAAUAAGUUUUGUAUUAAAUGUUUCUGGCUAGUAUAUUUUAAUAUGUGCCAGAAUGAAUUAAUACAGAGCCUGGUGUGCAUGUGUUUUUGUUUUGGGUUUACACAAUUUGUAAUUUUCUUUAAGGUGCACUUCCUAUCUAAUAAUACUGGGAAAGAAAUAUUAAAAUAAUGCUGUUUGGCUCAUCAUUCAGCCUUAUUCAUUGCUUUAGCUAACCACAAUAUUGUUUGUUAUCUGUUCUAAUUUAUCUCGGUAUAAGCUGUUUGGAAAGACCAGCUUUGUUGGUAGAAGCACAAUAUUUCCAAGAGGAGUGUUAUUUGUAGUCAUUUCACUGUAGUGGUUGGUCUUGUUCUUGUUGUUAAAUGCAUUUUCAUAAAACUGUCCAAGAGACGUAAGUUCAUGCCUUAAACGCCUGAUAUUUUGUGUUUAAUAUAAAAGUUGAUGGAUUGAUAGUUAUUAUUAACUUCAAAUUUCUUUCUUUGUCAUAAAUAAUCUUUUUCAUUCCAUAAUAAAUUGAGCUAAUUCCCUGUUCUAAGUAGUUGUGUUGCACAGUUGGUAUAUCAGUUACCUAUGCAGGUAAUUUUGCAGUUCUGCUGUUUUUAAAAUGGCCAUUUUGUGUGUUUGUUUGUGUGCGGGGGGUGGGGGGGAACAUGUUUUCCUUGCAAUUUCCCUUCGGCUCCCUCCCGCCCCAAGACUCUUUAUUUCUUCAAAAAUCCAUUUCAAGUGAACAAUAACUAUUCUGUUUCAGAGCAGGAAAUAAGAUUGUAUGUAAGUUUUCAGGUGUCAGUCUUCUAAAAUGUUCCAUGAUCAUUCUGAGCAAUAAAUUCUAAGAGUAGGUAAUUUUGUUAGAACAAGGGUUGAAACCACAAAAUCUACAAUGUGUUUGCAUUGUACGAUAAUUUGCCAGGUUCUGUUUAAUGCCACACUUCUGAAUAGGUUGUUACUUUUAAAUUUAUCUGCAGUUUUAUCUGUUGCAUAAUGAUUUGCAAUAUGCUCUUUCAAUUUGUUGCAUACUCUGUUAGUUCUAAGGGUCUGAUUUUUGCAUUUAAACUUUAUCAUGUUAAACCAACAUCAUCUAAACUUGAAAUUUGAAUACACAGUGACACCAUGAAUAACAAGAAAUGAUUAUUUUAAUGAAUGGGACAUAAAGUUCAAAGUAACUGUAUACUAUAUAUAACCCUGAGAUUCAUUUUCUGGUGGGUAUUCACAGUAAAUACAAAGAAACACAAUAGAACCAAUGAAAGACACGAUAGAUAAAUAACCAAUGUGCAAAAGACAACAAACUAAACAAAUACAAAGAAAAAAUAUAAUAAUAAAUAUCGAGAACAUGAGAUGAAGAGACUUUGAAAGUGAAUCUAUGGGGUUGUGUUCAGUUCAGUGAUUGGGCAAGUGAAGUUGAGCGAAGUUGUCCCCUCUGGUUCAAGAGCCUGUUCCUGAUCCUGGUGGUGUAGGUCCUGAGGCUCCUGUACCAGCUUCCUGAUGGUAGCAGUGAGAAGAGAGCAUGGCCUGGAUAGUGGGGGUCCUUGAUAAUGAAUGCUGCUUGCCUGCAAGAGCACUCCAUGUAGAUGUGCUUAAUGCUGGGAAGGGCUUUACCUGUGAUGGACUGUGCCAUAUCCACUACUUAGCGGUCACUUUUUGAUUCCACUUUAGUGACUUUUAUUUUAAUUCGGUGCUUGGUUUUAUGUGUUGGUGGAACAAGCUCUUUGACCAAGACAGAAGGUUUUUAUUUGAGCUGAUUGGCGGUAUCUAAAUAAGAUAUUCAAUUGUGCUAAUAAAGUAAUGUUGUGUUGUAUCAUGAAGAUGAUUGAUAAAACAGUGGUUGAAAUAUCAUGGGGAUCUCAUUUAGCAGUGAACAUUGAUAUUAUAGUGAAUGUUCAGAGAAAUGUGACAGCUGUGCGAUGCAUGGAAGUCUGAGCUAUAUAGUGGCUUGCUGUAUUAAUCAUUUCAACUCCAGGAAAAUAGAUUCAGAUUUGAAGUUUUUAAUCCUGCAAAACCCAGAUGUGUAGUUGAACAAUUCAAUUUCAGACAAUCUUGCAACUAGUUUUUACAGAUGAGGCUUGUUCUCCAAGAAUAUGAUCUUCCAUCAUCUUCCCAUGCGAAAUAACUAUAGUUCAAGUGUAGGAUAUAUUUUUCACAUAAUCUGCAACAACAAAAUUCUACUAACUGUAGAAUUCACACAAUAAUCAAUAAUCUCACACAAUAAUAAUAGUUACUGAGAGAUUUUUAGUUGUCAGAUAAACAAGAAAAACUUCCAAAAUAAAGUUGAGAUCUUCUGCAUGCAAGUGCUGACAGAGCCACGAUGAUUAAUGUCUGGAACAUCACUUCAGAAAUUGGAACAUUGGUCUGCAGUUUGUGCUUGUUUUUUGCUGAACUUGAGCCAACACAUUGUAUUUACUGUGUUUGUCCGCAAUAAAAUGAAUCCCAGGGUGUAUAUGGUGACAUAUAUGUACUUUGAUAAUAAAUUUACUUUGAAUUUUCCCAUCACUAAACAAAACGAAGUUAUUGGGACAAGUUUGUUUUUGAUAUGAUAAACCUACAGUGUUUGUGCAGAAUAUUUAAGACGCUACUUGUGGAGUACAAUAGAUUGCAGUGUUGUAGUGUUUGUUUCGGUUUGGAUAUUGAGCAAAAGAGUAGGUUGGAAGGAAAAAUGACAGCUCUGAAAGAGUCACCUUUAUUCGGAAGCUUGAGUGCAUUGUGUCACGUUCAGGGCAAUACUAUUUGGUGCAAAUAUUCACACCAUCUUUGUACCUAGAGCAAUAAAGACCUUUCGCACAAGCCCUUUUAGAUACAUAAUAAUUAAAUGACACCAGCAUUACAGAUGAAACUGCAUUAUAAAAAUCCAGUCCAAUUUAACACCAGUAUGUUGGACAAAAAUUAGCCCUAGGGAAGAUGCCAUGUUGUAAUGUUUGUGGAUCUAGAAAGUAUGGCAAUUUUUGUUUUUAAUAGGUGACACCUGAUUUGCUUUGUAUGUGUUCUGUCCUGUCUGGUAGUGUAAAUGGGCCAAGAGUAGUAUCUUUGCUUCUGUCAAGUGUUAAAUUCUAUACUCAGGAAGUAAUCGUAGAGUUGUCUAAACUGUUAUUCUGGUUUCAGGGUAAUAUUAAUCUUGUAAUAUUCAGUGGCCUUGACUUCUAGAAUUCUUUAACCAAAUGAAAGGAAUUUUGAAAUAAUACUCAUUUGCAUAUUAAGAAAAUAGUGUCAUUAACUGAACAUCUUAUUUUCUCAAUUUCCCUGAAACAACAACUAAAGAAGUACCUUCUAAGCUGUUGUAAAGUUCUUAAACAUGGCAGUUGCUUUAUGCUCGAUCUGGUCCUUCAAGCAGCAGAGUGAUGAAUAAGAAGUGUAAUCUAUCUCUUGAUGAGGAUGAUUUUAGAGAAAUAAUUGGCCAUGUACUGGGUGGGGGGUGCAGUAAAGAAACUCACUGUUCUUCGAAUGUUGCUAUAGGAUUUAUUGCAUCCAUCUGGAGAGACGUAAUGGUCUCUCAAAAGAUGGCAGCUGAGAUGAUGCUGUACUGAAGUGAAACAAGAACUUGCCAACUGAUUUGAGUAUGAUACCAACUGGGUCAAGGCAGUGUUUUGUCAGAUUUUUCUUUUUCCCCAUUUGAGGCAAUUUUGAUGCUGAAGAAAAUAGAGGAAUCUUGCACUGAUAAAUGAAUUGAUUCCUUAUGCAUUACAACUGUAAUGUAACUAUUCUGGAUAUUGACUUGUCAUAAAACAUUUACUGAUCCAAUUACUCCUAUUUAAUUGUGUUUUUAUUUUCCCCACUUGCAAGGUGAAAUUCAGUUUAAAACCUUAAUUCCUCUUCAACGGUGGCCUCGGACAUAGCAGGCCAAUGUCUGUGAAAGUAAAAUUGUAAGGCUUAUAGCAGUUGCUCAUUAAGGGUUGCCUCCCUUUUGCUUUUUGAGGCUCUUUUCCAUGACAACUAAUGAAAAACACUUUGCCACAGUUGAAUGUAAAAUUGUGGGAAACAUUGAAAUAACCCCACAUCAAUCAUUUAGUAGGAAAAAUUAUAAAGCAAACUGCUGUUGUCUCACGACACAGUGACUAUGUUUGGUACUGUUUUUUUAUUUUGGUAUUGAGGCUGAUUUGUAGAUUCCUUCAGUGACCGCAUUCUCAAAAUUUGUUAGUUUUCCAACAAAAAGCAUUCCAGGUCAUGGGGCUAACAGUUAUUGCCUAAUGUCCUUUAGAAUCUUUUAAUUAUUUUGCUUUGUUAUGAAGAAAAUAAACCUACAUAAUAAAUGCAGUUAAAACAUUUUUAGCAUCUCAUAUUCCUGCUAAUGGACUCAGCUGAUACUUUACUAAACUUGCUGAGUUUAAAUUAGAAAUGUAAAGAAGUGAUAAAACAUAUGAACAUUGCCUUUAAUUGUACAAACUGUAUUUUAACUCAAAUUGUUUCUAUUAUGUUUAUGUAUAUAUGAUUUUAUAAAUAUUAAAGUGUACUUUGUGUGAAUUGUAGUUGCUUGUAUUUAAUGUCUUCUGUUUGAAUAAUUAUGAACUUUCAGGUGCUGAGUUGUAGGACGCAAAUUUGCCAAGCUAUUGCCACAUAAAAUGCAGUGAGUUCAUCUUGGUAAUAAACUUUCAAGUUCUUUAUUCCAUCUCCUCUUCACUCCUACUGUGACCUCUGUCCAAAACCAAGAUUGAAUUUUACAUUGAUUUGUAUGUAGAUUUGGAAGAUGCAUCGUAACUAUACAGUUGAAUAAAAGAUGCUAUGCAAGUACAAUGUAACCUGGAAACUAGUGUCUAAUCUGUACGCUGAAAGUGUAUAAAUUCUUGUAUAAAUACAGUAUAAUAAAAAGUU
Mobula hypostoma (lesser devil ray) is the source of this 8875-nucleotide messenger RNA. RefSeq names its product guanine nucleotide binding protein (G protein) alpha 12a (gene gna12a). The transcript has 4 exons. NCBI's taxonomy places the organism in Eukaryota, Metazoa, Chordata, Chondrichthyes, Myliobatiformes, Myliobatidae. Gene Ontology annotation, biological process: adenylate cyclase-modulating G protein-coupled receptor signaling pathway; Rho protein signal transduction. Gene Ontology annotation, cellular component: heterotrimeric G-protein complex; brush border membrane. Gene Ontology annotation, molecular function: GTPase activity; guanyl nucleotide binding; D5 dopamine receptor binding. The record is from RefSeq and is a predicted model, not a curated record. Bases 199 to 1308 code for a protein of 369 amino acids.